This is a messenger RNA of Saccharomyces cerevisiae S288C, 885 nucleotides long. It is a transcript of the gene GLD1, whose product is annotated as Gld1p. Lineage: Eukaryota; Fungi; Ascomycota; Saccharomycetes; Saccharomycetales; Saccharomycetaceae. The coding region runs from base 1 to 885 and encodes 294 amino acids. The record is from RefSeq and is marked reviewed. Gene Ontology annotation, cellular component: endosome membrane; Golgi membrane. The transcript has a single exon.
AUGGAUAAUUUUGAAAGUACUGCUGAAGGAAAUUUAAGUAUAGGAAACAAACGAGUAUACGAACUACGAAAAAGAAACUUCCAAAGAAAUUUGGUGAAUAAUUUGAGCUUUCUCGGGUAUGUUUUAAUAUCAUUGGAAUAUAUCAAGUAUGAUCGUACCGUCUGGACACUUAUAACAAGAGCAAUAGUGCAAUCUCUCAUAAGUUCUCCUUUUCCAAGUGAUGCCAAGUUACGUAGGCUAGCGACCCUCGGUGCAGAUAAUAACACGACGGGGGUUGCAACACUUCCAGGCGGAAGAUCUAUCAGGUUUCCCGGAAUGUUUGGAACAGAAAUGCUUUAUAAUUCUUCUAGUGAAGCUGAGCAACAAGACCAUGAUGAUACCGCUAUUGUGUCCAUGAAAAAGCAAAUCCGGAAGUUUUUAUUUCAUGGUUGCUUAUCGUUGAAUAUGCUUUUCAUUAUCUUAACAAUCCUAUUCCCAAUUGAUUUUUUUGAACCCCUGAGUGGUAGCGAGCCAGUAGACGAUGGCCCUAAGAAUACUCCCUCACCCUUUUCCAAUUCAGAUGGUCUACUUUUGGGUGAGAGAAGAGGUGGGCUUUUUCUACAGAUGAUCGGAGAACGGCUACCAAAGAGCAACUUUUCCGGCAAUCUUGGAUUAGUAAUGUUCGAAUUUAGCAUACUUAUUGUACAGUUUACUUUAUUUUCACUAACAUGUGUUGUAUUGGCAGAUUUAGAUUUUGAAGAGCCAGAAAGACUAGAACCUGUAAAUAGUGAUGGCUACGAUGGCUCUGUAAUAGUUGCACGAAUACCAUUAAAUAAAACCAUGAAUGCCAUUUUAAAUGACGGCAAUAUUAAUGACAACAAUGAGAAUGCUAGCAAUUCUGUCUAA